UAACCUGCAAUUUUUCUGUUUGUUUAUCUAAAAACAGUAAAAACUUGUUUGUAUUUGUAUUUUCACCCUUACGCAUAAUUUUAUAGCAUUAUCUCUUCAGUAUUUUUCUAAUUAAAGUCGUCUAUGGCAUUAGCAUGGUAGACCCUAACACCGAGACUGACCCUACAUCUGCGAAAAGGAAAAGAUCUCCUAAUUUUACCGACAGAGAAACAAAAGUUUUGAUGAAAUUCGUCUUCGAUCAUAUAGACAUGGUAGAAAACAAAAAGACAGAUUCUGAAACCUGGAAAGUGAAAAACAUCGUCUGGAAUAAUAUUACUCAAAACUUUAAUUCCGUUGAAGGUAAUAUUAAGAGAACUGCUGAUAGAUUGAGGCAAAAAUAUGAAAGCAUUAAGAAAAUAGUUAGAAGAAAAGCAAUUAAAAAUAAACAAGAGGAGAAAAAACUAUUUCCAGACUUUAUUGAUAUGGAGGAUUAUGAAAAACAACUCCUUAAGUUUCUUGAGGCGAAUGGAAGUAAUACUAAUGGAACAACAGAAUAUGAUAUUUUAGAAACAUCACAAGAACCAUUAAAUAAUAACAUAAAGACGGAGUCUUCUGCUUCGAACACUCAGAACACCAUUGAAAUUGAAGAGUUUACUUUGGAAGAUGACAGGUUUGUAAUAACCGACGAGGAUGUUUUGUGGGAUUUACCCAAUGAUAUGGCGAACAGGCCUCGUUUGAAUCUAGUUAAGAAUCAAAUAGAUAGAUUAGACAAAGAUGAGAAAAGAGCACUAGCCGAGCACAAAUAUAGAAUGAGGAAUAUGCAAUUGAAAAGGCGAAUUUUGAUCAACCAAGAAAGGAGAGCAAAAGCUGAACACCAGAGGAAAAUGGUUUUAUUAGAACUAGAGAUAAUGUUGAAGAGAAGAGAGGCAGGGUUAGAAGAUGCAGAAUAAAGACUUUUUUAUGUGAUUUUUUUGUUGACAAUUGUUUGUGAUGUUUUUAUUUUUUAGAUUCUUAAAAUUAAAAAUAGUUAAAAUAUACCAAACAAUAGUUCUUAAAUAUUGCCUAACUAUUUAAAAAUACAUUAUACAUUCUUUG
Messenger RNA from Sitophilus oryzae (rice weevil), 1074 nucleotides. RefSeq lists its product as uncharacterized. Lineage: Eukaryota; Metazoa; Arthropoda; Insecta; Coleoptera; Curculionidae. The transcript has 2 exons. The coding region runs from base 135 to 929 and encodes 264 amino acids. The record is from RefSeq and is a predicted model, not a curated record.